AUGCUGGCCCGUCUAGUAAAUUCCCAGAGUUCUAGUGAGAUAAGUGGGUCUAUAUACAAUAAGGAUGGGGAGAUGGUGGAGGAGAUUGAGAAGGUAGCUGAGGUAUUUGAGGAAUUCUUCAGUAAGUUAUAUAACUCAGAAUCUCAGGUAGCGGAGUCUGAAAUCAUGGAUUAUUUGCAAGAGGUGAACCCACCCAGAAUUACAGCACAGGAGGGUUUAGAUUUAGACUCCCCUAUUAGUUUGAGAGAGCCUUUAGCUAAUAUGAUUAAGAAGCUUUCUAAGGUGGAAGAGCUUUUUAUGAAUAAGGAAGAACAUAGACUCUCCCUGUAUGCAGAUGACCUCCUCUUCGUCAAGGACCCGGUAGUGGCAUUGCCAGAGAUUAUUGGGGCCUUUUCAAGCACAAUGAGAAAUUAUAGACGUCUCACUGUGACUGAGACAAGCUGUCUGUCUUUCAUACAGAAAGAGCUGCAAACAACAUUAUCAAAACUGAGGUCUGAUAUCUCAUAUCUUUGUGAGAAAAUGAUGCAUUCAUCCUAUCUGGUGUUUUUGCUCUGUGUGUGGUUUCCUCUUGAAACAGUGUGCAAUGAAGGGAAGACUACUAAAGAAAGAAUGGCUGUUCUACCACUUCAAGAUUUCAACAUUAACGUUUCUCCUGGAAUCAUCAAUAUUACUUGGAACUGCAACAUAACAAAGUUAAUGAAGAAUAUCAGUUGUAAUAAUGUGGUCUUUGAAAAUGAAUAUCAUACAAAGCUAAAUGUGAGCAUGUGUUCACUGGUAUAUGAAGUUUACAGCUAUAUGGAAUUCAUUCUACACAAAGGAGUUAGUGUUCAGCUUUGUAAAGAGAAUGAUAAUAGCAUGAAUAUGGACACAAAUGUAUACACAUAUUUUCCUGAUGGGAAAAAUAACACCGCUGCUGAGAAUUUUUCCUGUGUGAUAUACAGUGUUUACAUUAUGAACUGCUCAUGGACUGUGGGAAAAGAAGCCCCUGAAGAUACUCAAUAUACUUUGGUUCUCAGACAGAAAAGGAAAAAUAGAUAUGAGACGUGCCAAGACUACAGAAUCGAUUCAUUUGGGAGACAAGUCGGAUGUGUUUUGAAACGUCCAAAUAUUUAUUUCAAAUCAAAAGUGUAUGUAGAAGUGUUGGGAUUAAGCAACCAAACUACAAUUCAGUUCUACGAUGAAGUUUUAUUUCCAAAUCAUCAUGCCAUUUUGGAUCCUCCGAGAAACAUAACUGUGGCAUAUAAUUCAGAUGAGCUUGAAAUUAAAUGGCAGAAGCCAGAAACGUAUGAUAACAUGGGGGACCAAUGUUUUUCAUACAAUAUUAACAUCAACGACAAAGAGAAAAUUUACUUGACAGAAGAAAAUGUUUAUAAAACUACUAAAUUCUAUCCGAAUGAAAAAGUAAAUGUUACCAUGAGGGUGAAAUGGUUUGAAUACUGUUCAAACAAUGAUAAGUGGAGCGCAUGGAGCGAGCCAAAGAUAAUUGGAUAUAAUUCUACGCAGUUAACACCACAUCACAUUUUGAUUGUACUAGGAGUAGGCACUGCUAUUAUUCUCAUUGUUCUCAUAAUCCUGUGUUAUAGGUUCAGAAUAUGGAAAAAACUGUUUCCACAAGUUCCUAAACCAUCAAUGAAACUGUUUGAAGAAGUUGAAGAAAAAGAAAAGGCAAUGCAAAAAGAUUCUGAAACUCAAAUCUCAUUAAUGAAAAAAGAAGAAGAAAUCGUAUGCUCUUAUGUGACUGAAAUGCCAGAAAAGCUCUAAAUUUAUAUAUAUA
Molecule: messenger RNA, 1774 nt
Organism: Hyla sarda
Lineage: Eukaryota; Metazoa; Chordata; Amphibia; Anura; Hylidae
Product: granulocyte-macrophage colony-stimulating factor receptor subunit alpha-like
Exons: 13
Coding region: 1-1761 (586 amino acids)
Biological process (GO): cytokine-mediated signaling pathway
Cellular component (GO): membrane; external side of plasma membrane
Molecular function (GO): protein binding; cytokine receptor activity
Source: RefSeq, a predicted model, not a curated record